Molecule: messenger RNA, 1381 nt
Organism: Corticium candelabrum
Lineage: Eukaryota; Metazoa; Porifera; Homoscleromorpha; Homosclerophorida; Plakinidae
Exons: 7
Coding region: 549-911 (120 amino acids)
Source: RefSeq, a predicted model, not a curated record
UGAUGGAUGCGAUGUCAUUCCUGGUCUCCAUGAAUCUGUCCGCUUUGAAUGGUCUGGAGAUGUUGACUUGAAUGAUGGGACACUGCAAAAAACAUACAAGAAGUACAGAGACCGUCUCAAAGACAUUUCUAGUAUUGGAAAGAGCAGCACUUCACAGACCAGGCUUGUACUUUCUACACUUCAGUCUGAAUUGACUGAAGAUCUGCAAUAUUUGCAAAGUGCUCUAGAAUCCAAAACAUCUGAACUGGACAAGCUGAAGGAAUGCCAGUGGGCAGUUGAAACAGUGGCUGAGGUAGACCUCACCAGUACAUCUCUUCAAAGACAAGACAGUCAAAGAACACAAUCUAAGCUGGCAGAAAUUAGAUGUAGAGUAGGGUCUCUUGUUCGAGGGAUAGUGAGGAAGCAAAGACAGGCAGCCUCACAUGCAAUGGUUUUCAUGGUCAGCCCUGAAACUAGAAGGAGAAAACCGCAUGCUUUGCCUGUUCAGUUGCUACCAUAUAGUGGACUAAAGGACAGCAUGAUGAGACAUCUUACCAAACAAACUGAAAAUGGAAAUGAAAAGUCGUAACAUAGAAGUUGUUGGAUUGGUAACUGAUGGUGAAUUCAACAGCCUAAGAAGUUUAGGAUCAACUGGACCAACCAACAUUCUUCAAAUUAGAUCAGACUCUCGUGCUCAAGUAUCUCGUCUCAGCUACAACAAGAUGCUUCAAAUGCUAACAUUGAAAGAACUAUCUAAUCCACCUGAAGCUGUAGUCAGUCAUCCAGCUAUCACAAGAGAAAUCCUGAUGCAGUUACAGUCAUGGCAGAAAUCUGGUCUAACAUAUUGGGACAGCAUUGCAAAACUGAGGACAAAAACGUUUCCACAUGGAUUCACUCCUCAUGCUUGGAAUGGAAGUCCUAACACAGCUUAGAAACAAGAAAGGACUGUCUGCGAUCCAUCAUUGCCCAGUUGUUUUAUCGUCACAAAAUACUGGACCUGGAGAAACAAGGGCAGAACUUCCUCAUAUUUGCUUACCAGCUUGAGAUUGAUAAAGUCACAGGGCAGCCAUUUCACGAAAGAGAAGACCACAAUCAUGUGUUAAAGAGGAUAGCUAGUCACACAAGUGGUGGUCCAAAAGGUGGAGAGAUUGCAAGAAGCAAUGGAAUCGCCAGAGACAUGUCUAACCUACGUGGCGCUUUCAGGGCAAAGGAAGCAAAACGUAGAAGAUGCCGAAAGGAUCUUUUCUAAGUCUGUUGCCCAGUAUCUAAGACAAAGAGGUUACACAAAUAAGGCUGUGUAUGUGCAAACAGUGUGCAAUUGGCAUGUUGCUUCUGAUGGACGAGGAAUAUCACAGCUUAAACGAUGUAAAUACAAUUAUGAGAUGCUUCAAUAUGUCUUGGA